Molecule: messenger RNA, 5837 nt
Organism: Suillus paluster
Lineage: Eukaryota; Fungi; Basidiomycota; Agaricomycetes; Boletales; Suillaceae
Exons: 20
Coding region: 78-5510 (1810 amino acids)
Biological process (GO): chromatin remodeling; negative regulation of transcription by RNA polymerase II
Cellular component (GO): chromatin; nucleus
Molecular function (GO): DNA binding; ATP-dependent chromatin remodeler activity; chromatin binding
Source: RefSeq, a predicted model, not a curated record
CGCCAAUUCAUUUGAAAGAGCGUGUCUAAAGCGCGCUCGGGAAAGUGAAAACAGCGUCUUCGAGAGACAUUCCCAGCAUGUCUUCUCCGAGCUCUGAUCCCAUUUUACUUUUUACUCCACCAAAAUAUAGCUCUCCUGGUGGGCUACCUACUACUAGUGAUGGCAUCACGUCCUCCAACGAGUCAGGUCCUCCGACGGCUCCCAAGACGGGCCCCAAACCAUCAUUUUUCAUAGAGCCUCCUGUUUUGUCUGCCUCGCAGAGGGCACAAUAUAAACCAGUUCCUGAGGAACUCAAAGAAGGCGCGCCUUUCGACAGGGAUGACAUCGACGCUGUAGUGAGCGAAUACCGCGAAGGCACUGACCUUUCCUACUUUGUGCGUUUCAAGGAUGGGCUAGCAUAUAUACUUCCUGCUGCUGACUUCCAGGCCGAAUAUGCUGACCUGGUUGAGGAAUACAAUCACAAGAAAGAUGCAGGGGAGCUUGAUUCAUUUGACCCAUCAUCUAGCGCAGUGCACGAGGACUCUCGCAUCAGGACUAUCAUCACCAUAGACAUGGUCAAUGGUGUUGCCCGGAGGGCGAGCGGCGCGAGGGGAUAUACCUCGUCUCUGGCGUCCCUGUCUGACCUCACGGAACCUUCGGAAUCUGAUCGGGAAGAGGAUGACGGCCGAAGCGAUGACGAAUAUCAACAGGACAAUGGCAGGCUCGCCCGCAAAGCCAGUCUUAGAACUCGAGCUGCGACUGCUAAAGGCAAAAGCACGUCACGCGCUACAACUCAAAUAAAACUUCCUUUCAGCCCAAGAAAGUUACGCAGCAAGCCUGUCCGCCAGUAUAUAAGCGAAUCGGAGGAUGAAUUGGCAGGAUACGAACAGGAUGACAUCAUAGAAGUUAUUCCAGCUCGCAGGUCGGCUCGUGAGCGGAAGAGCGCAAGAAAUAACCUCGCAGAUGAUUACGUUGAAGAGCCUGGUGACAGUCAAACCGAUGGUGACUCGUACCUGGGAACUUCCGAGAGGUCUACAACAUCCAAACCAGCCGCGAAAACUCAAAAGCGACUCAAGCGUGGACCUGUUUCCCGACCUGCUUAUGGCAUCUUUCGUUCUGUUGCAGACCUUGAGUUUGAUGCUUAUGAGGAAGAGGAUACCGAGUUGUUGCGCGCUCAUCGGGAUAUUUGCGAGAAAUGUCACAAAGCACCUGCUCACGUGCAGUUGGCAAAGCCGAAGAAAGGCAGGAAGAAAUCACACAAGGAAGACGACUAUGCGUUUGAGGAGAACGAGGAUGAGGGUGAUCUCAUCCGGUCCUUGGGUGGCUGGGUUCGAUGCUUGAAAUGUCCUGUCGCAGUUCAUUGGCGCUGUCUGGCAAGGACCCAGAAAGACGAAAUCACCCGUGCAGCGCGUGCGCGCGAUAAAGAGGAAUGGAAGAAUCAACAGUCAGACGGUUACGAUGGUCACGACCCUCCAGACUCCGAGCUUCCGAAUCGCAAGGAGCUCGGUAUCAUGCAGACCACAGAGUUCAUGUGCGCGAGCUGCAUGAAGGGCGGAAUUUGCAUGGGCUGCAAGGAGAUUGCUCUAGAAGUCGAUUCGUCAAUCGUGAGACAGUCCACAGCACCACCCGCCGCCUCGGAACCUACACCCGCAGGUCCCACUCAGGACGUCGAAAUGGCCGACGGCACGCAGGUUUCUUCGCAUGCCGCCAACAGUGUAUCGAGACUUACAAGGGAGCUUGUUUACCGGUGCUUCACCUGCAAGCGUCUUGCCCAUUAUCGCCACCUUCCUGUCCCAGAUAUCUUUGGAAGUGAUGAUCCAGCUUCUGUUGAUGAUACCAAACUUGCAUCCUUCUAUCAGUUCGAGACUGGAUGGCGCUGUGCGGAUUGCUUCUCGUUUGAGUACACCGUAGACAAGAUUCUUGCAUGGCGUCCAUACCCUGCCGACGCCGUUGAACCGCAAUAUUCGCUCAUGAAUCCUCCGGACCCAAAGCGCAUGUUGCCCCGGGAGUAUCUUGUAAAAUGGAACGAGCGAAGUUAUCGGCGCGCCCAAUGGGUUCCACAUAUGUGGCUGGCGUCUACAACGUAUUCGAAGCUUAAAAACUUCAUUGCGACCGGGCCCAAGGUAGAAUUGUUGGAAAACCCUCCUCCCGAAGAGAGCGCCAUGCAGGUUGACCCUUCCGCGAAGGAGAUACCUGCUCCACCGGUCUCAUUUGAGACUAAUACGAGUCAGACUCCUGAGGUCGAGGCCAAGUCGACAUCAUCUUUAAAUCCGUUGCCAGACGCAGAGCGUCACAUCCCCCCUGCAUGGAAAAGCACGGAUCGUGUGCUGGACGUACUUUUCUGGAAAGUCAACCAGUCGGGGCGUAGAAAGAGAGGUAAAGGGAACUCGGUCGUAGAGAGCCACGAAGAAGCGAGCUUUCCUCCGGAGCUCCAGGAUCAGCUGGUGAAAACGCAGUUGAAAGGUGAACAGCCUAGUGAUGACUGUGUGGAGACUGUAGACGAUUUCUUGCGCACUGUUAACAAGUCGGAGCUGGACAUCAAGGACAUCAAGUAUGUCGCAUGGGCAUUUAUCAAAUGGGACGAUCUGGGCUACAAUGAAGCAACCUGGGAUUCCCCCCCUCGUUCUGAUGAGUCGGGUUACGCGGCAUUCGAGACAGCUUUCCAACGCUUUAUAGACUCGCUAGACGUUUUCGUUCGGAAAUCAGAGAAGGGCAUCAAGAAGCUGGAAAGCAGAGUGAAGGAUGGAUACGGACCACACGCCCUUCGUCGGAAAACUCAACCUCAACUUGGUCAGAACAGUCAACUCCAGCUCAUGCCAUUCCAGAUGGAUGGCUUUGACUGGCUCUGUGACAACUGGUGGAACUUGCAGCCUUGCAUCCUUGCCGAUGAGAUGGGUUUGGGUAAGACAGUCCAAAUCGUGACUUUCCUUGGGACUAUUAUCGAGAAAUGGCAAGCCGCUCCUGCCCUUGUCGUUGUUCCGAACUCCACCAUCACGAACUGGGUUCGAGAAUUUACUCGUUGGGCACCGAAGUUACGAGUAGUACCCUUUUAUGGGGAAGCGAAGGCUCGGGACGUGAUUAUUGAAUACGAGUUGUUCCAUCCCUCCGACCGAAAGGGCAGCCCGGAACCCAAGUACCACGUGAUGGUGACCACUUAUGAGACGCUCAUCAAUCCUAGAGAUUUUAACUCGGUGUUCAAGAGCAUUCCGCGCUGGGAAGUUCUUGUUGUGGACGAAGGGCAACGUUUGAAGAGCGAUCAUAGCCUGUUGUUCAAGAAAUUAAACGAGCUGAAUGCGAUUCAUCGUGUAAUCAUGACCGGGACACCUCUGAACAACAAUAUUCGUGAACUCUUCAACCUCAUGAACUUCCUCGAUCCCAAAGAAUGGAGCGACCUUGAGGCCUUGGAGAAGGAGCAUGAAGAGUUGAAUGAGGAACUCGUGCGGCAGCUGCAUACUAGACUCAAGCCUUACUUCUUGCGGCGCAUCAAGAGCGAAGUUCUACAACUCCCCCCUAAGAACGAGGUCAUCGUUCCCCUUUCCAUGGCACCUCUGCAAAAGGAGAUUUAUAGGUCGAUCCUUAGUCAAAACUUGGACAUUCUCCGGAGUCUGACCCAGGGUUCGACUACCAAAGCUGGAAAACCUCUUGUCAGCAAGGCCAAUAUGAAUAAUAUGUUGAUGCAACUUCGCAAAUGCCUUCAACAUCCAUAUCUUAAUUCUGAGGAUAUCGAGCCUCGCAACCUCAGGCCCGCAGAGGCUCACGAAAAACUGAUAGGCGCUAGCACGAAGUUGCGGUUUUUGAGGAUGCUUUUACCCAAACUGAAGGCCAGAGGUCAUCGUGUACUAUUGUUUAGUCAGUUUGUUAUGGCGCUAAAUAUUAUCGAGGACUUCCUCGGAGGUGAAGGCUACAAAUAUUUGCGCCUGGACGGAAACACCAAACAGGCCGAUCGCCAAAAGGGAAUGGACGAGUUUAACAAGCCGAACUCGGAUGUUUUCAUCUACAUGCUCUCUACUCGAGCGGGCGGCGUCGGAAUCAACCUGUAUACCGCAGAUACUGUCAUCAUUUUCGAUCCUGAUUUCAACCCUCACCAGGACUUGCAAGCCAUAGCUCGCUCUCACAGGUAUGGGCAAACGAAGACGUGCUUGGUGUUCAAGUUCAUGGUCAAAGACUCGGCUGAAGAACGGAUCAUGCUAACUGGGAAGAAAAAACUUGUUCUCGACCAUUUGAUUGUUCAGAAGAUGGACAAUGACGACGGUGCUGGUGAUGAUCUACAGUCGAUCCUUACGUUUGGAGCCAAAGCCCUGUUCGAAGAAGGUGAUCAGUCUUUGAAGGACAUAACCUACGUCGAGAAUGAUGUCGACAAACUCAUCGAGAGGACUGAAGUAGAGGGCGAUCAACAUGCAGCUACUAAGGAGACUGGGCUCUCCUUCGCGUUUGCCAAGGUGUGGGCGGCGGAUAAGGAUACCAUGGAAGACAUCCAAGAGGAUGUUCCGGACACCGAGCAAGGCGAUUCUUGGGCGCAAGCACUUGAGCGGAUAGCUGCUGCGAAAGGCGUGAAGGAGGUAACUGAAGUCACAGGCAGAGGUGCUCGGAGGAAGGCUGCUGCUAUAUUUCCUCAGCAAAAGCUUGACGACAUUGAGGGUCUGGAGGACACGCCAGACAUGAGCAAGAAAAAGAAGAAACAUCGGCCUUCGAAGUCGGAUGUAUCCAGCGAUUCUGACGCUUAUCCGGGCACACCUGGCGUGCAAGCGAGUGAUUCGGGCACUAGCUCGAUGGACGUGGAUGGAGACUCACCGAUGAUCUUUCAGAAGGCGAAGAUGAAGGCCAAGGCCAAGUAUCGAGAACAGACCUCGGCGAGAGAAGAUGAGGAUGUCCUGCUUUGCGGUCUAUGUAACACCCGCCAUGGAAAGGGAAUCUGUUACAUGACCGAAGACUCCACCAACCUAGUAGAGUACAGGGAAAUGCUGAUGAAUCAUGAUUCAGAUGAGCCGUGGCCAGUUAGGACAGCUGCUAUCGAUGCCAUAGAGCAGACGCUCGUUAAAAGGGGCCACGGUCAUCUUCUUGCUGGUCAGCCCCUCAAGCUUGUCCCAAACCGCAACGGCGGCCAGGUUACUAUCAAGGAAAAAAAGAAACAUGCUCGUGAUGCAUUCGGUGUCCAGAAUCCGAAGGUAGUUUCGUCAUCCAAGCCAUCUACCUCAUCUUCUUUGCCCCAACCACGACCUACACACGAAUCUUCGUCCGCCAAGCCGUCCAUAAUAUCGUCUCCUCGGUUUUCCAGGCCUAUAGACGAGACCAAGAAAGUCGGGCAACAAACGACACUGGAGUUUUCCUCCACGGAUGAAGACAGGGAGAGGAAGAGUAUAACAGCUGGGCUAUCCGCUCUGCUAUCGAAACGACGGUCGUCGCCUGCGCCUGCGGUUGAGUCUUUAUCCUCCAAGAGACAUAAAACAUCAGCCACGCAAUGUCCAGUUUGUAAAGGUUCGUAUCACCUCGUGGAAGAUUGCCCCACUGUCGCACUUGGCCCUCGCAGGUGAUGUGGACCGCCUUGUAAUAUAUGUAACUUCCUGACAUCCGCCCAACAGUAUCACCACACACAUCCUACGGUUGGAGCAGGACCCUUCUCAACAAGCCACGGUGACUUCUCUCAAGAAACUGCUUAGACACCAACGACGAAAGCAGGAUGCGGAGGAAGCAGCUCGUUAUAGUGGGAUAGUUGGCCCUUCGAUGUUGAACUGACUUUUGCCGUCAAGAGAUGUUCUAUCGUACUUUACAUGCUGUCUUAUAAUGCUAGAUACUGCUAGAUUUUGCCAUAUUUGCGUAUGGAUGUAACUCCGGAGAGGGAGGAGUGAAUACGUAAUAAC